Homo sapiens (human) is the source of this 6222-nucleotide messenger RNA. It is a transcript of the gene SLC25A38, whose product is annotated as solute carrier family 25 member 38. Lineage: Eukaryota; Metazoa; Chordata; Mammalia; Primates; Hominidae. The transcript has 8 exons. The coding region runs from base 4531 to 5391 and encodes 286 amino acids. The record is from RefSeq and is a predicted model, not a curated record. Gene Ontology annotation, molecular function: glycine transmembrane transporter activity. Gene Ontology annotation, cellular component: mitochondrial inner membrane; membrane. Gene Ontology annotation, biological process: erythrocyte differentiation; glycine import into mitochondrion.
GCUAAAGGCCUGAGGCCACUGCAGCUGCCGCAGCUCUCCCUCUGAGGUCUUGCGCCCGAGGUAGGGGCGGCUUUUAUUUUUUUUUUUAAUCCUUAAAGGCGGAGACGGCGGCGGUGGCGACUUUACGUUGACGUCUUUGAAAACCUGCUUACCUUUUUCAGGGCUCUCCAGCCCUCGCCUCCAGAUGUGAAUUGGACUUAGGAUAGUUUUUUCAGGGCAGUAGGAAUUGCUUGUGGAUCCAGUUUGUACUCUUAUGUGCUACUUAUUUCGUGUGCGUAUUAUUGUUUAUGCCCUCUUCUUUCUCCCCUUAAAAAGAAACUACUUUUUUAUUUACCUUGAAUAUAUUUUUGAGCUUUCUUUUCUUUUUUCUUUUUUUUUUUUUUUGAGACAGAGUCUCGCCCUGUCGCCCGCGCUGGAGUGCAGUGGCGUGAUCUCGGCUCAACUGCAACCUCUGACUCCCGGGUUCAAGUAUUUUUCCUGUCUCAGUCUCCCACGUUGCUGGGAUUACAGGCGUGCGCCACCACGCCCGGCUAGUUUUUGUAUUUUUAGUAGAGAGAGGGUUUCACCAUGUUGGCCAGGCUGGUCUUGAACUCCUGACCUCAAGUGAUCCGUCUGCCUCGGCCUCCUAAAGUGCUAGGAUUACAAGUGUGAGCCACCGCGCUUGGCCUUGAGCUACUUUUUAAAAGUUAAGUUCACUCGCAAAGGAUGUGUGCCAUUCACCAUUGACAAAAAUCUUAAGACCAUUCAGUAUUACCUGUUGGGAUGGUUUUUGUUGUUGUUGUUGUCUUGUUUUUGCCUAUUAGAAGUUGAUCUAUACUGCUAGUAUAAAUAACAUCUGCUCUGUGCUAAUGGACUGGGAAAAGUACAAAGCUAAAAAAGUUAUUGGCUCAAUAACUUGAGCCAAUAACAUGUCUAAUCACUGUGCUGUGAAAUAAAAGACGUUAAGAAGAUAUUUCCUGCAAUCAAGGGUGGGAAGGUCAAGGACAGCAGCAAAUUUGUUUUAAAACAAAUUCCACACAGCACCUGUGUGAGCACUGGGGAAGCAGCGCCUAACAUAACUGCCCAGAAACUAACUGCAGGUCAUUCCUAUAGCCUUGCUGGAGCAAGGGGCCUGGAGAGAGGUGGGGGAGAUUAACCCAUCCUGGGAUGAGUCAUGCAGGGCCCACCGAGCCCUAUCAUGUGGGAUUGUGCUCAAAGGGAGAGCAUAAGGUUUCCUGUUAGGUGGUAAGAUUCAUUCCGCUGUCACUGCUGAACACCUACUGUGCACCAGGCUCCGAGGUCAGUUCUUGAGAUAUCACCAUGAACAAGACAGGCAGGAGUUGUGACUAUUCUGUCUUUGACACGCAGUCAUAAGGGAGAUGGGGACAGGUGUUGCUGUAGAAGCCGGAAGGAGAGGCACUGAACUUGGACAUGGGGGAGUUAGGGAGCAAGACCGGUGCUAGGGCAUAACAACAUGUCAGAGUUUUCAGAGGUGAAAGUAAGGCGGAGUCCUCCAGUAUGGCUGCAGAGUGUGUUAGUGGGAGGGUGAGAACAUAGGCCAAAACGGUUAGCAGGAGCCCUGUGAUACAUGAAAGGCCCUGCAACCAGCAGUUUGGACUUUAUCCUGAGAGGAAUAUGAACCAAUUAAAGGGUAUUGGUUUGGUUGGGUUUUUUAAAAUUAUAAUUCAAUUAGUAUUAAUGACAAAUUUGUGGGAUACUCUGUAGCUCCUAAUACAUUUGUCAUUACUUGUAUUUUUAUUCCAUCUUUUUUUUUGGUCUUGUUUUUAAGCUAGUAACUUCAAAUUUCACAAAACAUUAUCUUUCAUUGAAGGGUUUUAUUUCUGAAAGCAGCAUGAUCAAAUUUGCAGUUUUAAAAGAUGACUCAGGCGGGGCAUGGUGGCCCACACCUAUAAUGCUAACACUUUGGGAGGCAGAGGUGAGCAGAUUGCUUGAGUCCAGGAGUUUGAGACCAGCCUGUGCAACAUAGCGAAACCCCGUCUCUACAAAAAAAUUAGCUGGGCACGGUGACACACACCUGUGGUCCCAGCUACUCGUGAGGCUGAGGUGGGAGGAUCACCUGAGCCUGAGAGGUCAUGGUUGGCAGUGAGCCAUGAUUGUGCCACUACACUCCAGCCUAGGCAUCAGAGCAAGACCUUGUCUCUAAAUAAAUAAUAAAACAGAAGAUGACUAUGGCUUCAGGGUAAAGAGUGGAUUAGAGGGGUCAUAUAGAUGACAAAUGGGUAAAAAAUUGGUGGCCGUCACCAAGGCAAGAGAUAACAGGGUUCUCAGCUGGAAUGGAUUGGUGGAUUUGAGAGCUGUUUUGGAGAUAGAGUGAACAAGUGUGGAGAGGCCAAGUCCAAGGAUGGUGCUCAGGUUUCUGGCUGGGGUGCUAGAGAAAUGGCAUGGCAUUCACUGGGAUGGGGCACCUUGGAGGAGGAGCUGGUCGGAGGUGUGGGAGAAAGGUAAGUUCAGGUUUGGAAACAUCAUCUGAGGUGGCCAUCUGAGUACGUGGCUGUGUGAGACUGAGCUCCAGCGAGAGGCUGAGAGUGUGGAGGGGAGGGUGGAAAUGGAACCCUUGGAAGUGGAUGAAGAGCCAUGGGAGUAUGGUUCAUUUAAGGGAGAGGCCAGAGAAGUGGGAGGAAACCCAGGACAGUAUUAAUCUCUGAAGCCAAAGGAAGAGAGCAUUUCAAGGAGGGAGUGGUGGUGAAUAGUGGAAUGCACUGAGUGGCCUAAGUAUCCUGGAUUUUCACUUUAGACUGGGUGGUAUGGUGAAAAGAGUAUGAACUUUAAGUCCUGGCCAGUGGCUUCAACCCCUGUGACAUAGGACACAUUUGUAACCUCUGUGAGCUCCAGUUUAAUCUGUAAAACGGGUUUAAAAUACCUAGCUCAUAAGAUGCUAUGAGAUUUUGAGGUGGUGUCUAUAGAUGCCUCGCCCAGUGCUACUCUGGGAGCAGAGUGGAGGGUGGGUUGGCAUAGUUGAGGCUGGAGACUGCUGCAGAGGUCAUUAGGAUGGAUCAGUGGAGGCCAGACUGGGAAGAUUGAGGGCUUGGUCAGUGGGACUUGGUCAUGUAGCAGCAGGCAUGGUGAGUUUUAUGUGUCUCUGAGGUUUCCAACCUGGAUUCCUGGAGUAUCCCAGUGUGGAUUGGAGAAGAGGCAAGUGUGUGGAGAACUGUUGACCAAGUUUCCAUUUUGGACAUGUUGAAUUUGAGAUGCCUGUGGGCCAUUUGAGGGAAGACAAGGAGACAUUAGCAGAGUCUGGGGAGAGGCCAGCCUGGGCUGGAGAUGUGGGCAUUACCAGCAUGUGUGUGAAGCCUGGAUAUGGGUGAGGUUACUCUGAAAGGAGAUAAGAGGAGCAGUCCUAUGUGAAGGGCAGGCCAAAGAAGAGAAGGAGAGAGAAACCAGAAACUGUGAGGAGAGGCACUCAGCUAUAUGGCAUGUACCAGAGAGGCCAAACCACCCUUUGGUACUUCAGAAGUUAUUGCAUCGUGGUUGUAAACUCCAGUUUUUAAUGACCUUAGUUCCCCCCACCCCCUGCCUCCAACAGUCUUAUGAGGAAUUCCAGUUAUAACUGGCUUCUUUGGUGGAAUUUGAGAUACACUCUCUUCUCUGUUAAGCAAAUACUGCAGAUUACAAAUAUUUCAGUUCCAGGUAAGUAGUUAUGUGAUGUGUAAUGGAAACUUUAUAUAUAUUCAUCUUAAUGUUUUAGGGCCACAAUGUGUCAUUUAUUUAAAAAAUAAUAGUGCAAAUGCCACUUAAUAAGGGAAGAGGUCUUUGGGGAUGAAUUUGCCAAACAUUUUUGGAGAAGAUAGCUAUUUGUUUAUUUAUUUAUUUAUUUAUUUUAGGGAAGGGGAAGAAGGUCACUGGUUGGAUUUUAAGUACCUUUUCACAGUCAUUUGUGAUACUACUGGGUUCUAGGGGUCUGGAGAAAGGAUGCUGUCCUGUAAUGAUAGCACCAGUGCUGGAAGCUGCAGCUCCUGGAACUAAGGGAGGUAUAUUUAGUCUUUGAAGGAGUUCCACCCUUCCAGGUGGUGUCUGUAGAUUAGCCAGUGUAUAUGACGGUUCAUGGGUUGAAGGAGAAGCAGCAAAGCCAGGGGAGGCUACUGGUCUGUAGGACUGUGUGAUCUGCUUAGGGCCCAGUGAGAUGGUAAGGGGAAAGUUUUAAAUGAAGGAAAUACUAGGUUCUACAGGAAGUGGCACUUACAUUUUACACAGUGGUUGAGCUUAAGGUUUCAUUUGCUUUGGCUUGGUCCUAUAAAUACCUAUAGGUCUUAGAGCGAAGGGAGUCUGCACAUCAUCAGUUCAAAGUGAAAGCACUGCAUUCAAUUGACUUUGCUUUUGCAAAGAUAGGGAGAUGACCAGUAACUUUUUGAGUCAGAACAAAUAGGGAAGAGUGGUCAGUGGCAUGGAAAUAGUUUUGCUCCCACUGAGCAAUAUGUCUAUCAGCAAUACGAAGACCAGAGAUACCUCUUGCAGCAUCCAAUGUCCUCAAUAACAUUGCAGUAUUUUUAAUUUCUGGCUAUACUUUUUCCUUCUCCGAGGUAUGAAGAAAACAUGAGGCACCACCAGUUACAUCCGGUGAUCAAGGCUUUCCUGUGUGGCUCCAUCAGUGGGACCUGCUCUACCCUCCUUUUCCAACCUCUGGAUCUCCUUAAAACACGCCUGCAAACCCUCCAGCCCUCAGAUCAUGGGUCUAGACGUGUUGGGAUGUUGGCUGUACUCUUGAAGGUGGUUCGCACGGAGAGUCUUUUGGGCCUUUGGAAAGGGAUGUCCCCUUCCAUUGUGAGAUGUGUCCCUGGCGUUGGAAUCUACUUUGGCACUCUCUACUCUUUGAAGCAGUAUUUCUUGCGAGGCCAUCCCCCAACCGCCCUGGAGUCAGUCAUGCUGGGGGUGGGCUCUCGCUCUGUUGCAGGGGUCUGUAUGUCACCUAUCACUGUAAUCAAGACGCGCUAUGAGAGUGGGAAAUAUGGCUAUGAGAGUAUCUACGCUGCCCUGAGGAGCAUCUAUCACAGUGAGGGGCACCGGGGCCUCUUCAGUGGCCUGACAGCAACUCUCCUUCGAGAUGCGCCCUUCUCAGGAAUCUACCUGAUGUUUUACAACCAGACCAAAAAUAUAGUGCCUCAUGACCAGGUGGAUGCAACCCUUAUUCCUAUUACAAAUUUCAGCUGUGGGAUAUUUGCUGGUAUUCUGGCCUCACUGGUAACUCAACCUGCGGAUGUUAUCAAAACUCAUAUGCAGCUUUAUCCACUGAAGUUUCAAUGGAUUGGCCAAGCAGUGACACUUAUUUUCAAAGACUAUGGACUACGUGGCUUCUUCCAAGGUGGCAUCCCCCGAGCCCUCCGCAGAACUCUAAUGGCAGCAAUGGCGUGGACGGUGUAUGAAGAGAUGAUGGCCAAGAUGGGCCUGAAGUCCUGACCAAGAGAGGACUGGGAACGGGUGAAAUCUGUUGCCCUGCUUGGUUUCUGCCAAGGGCUGCUGCUUCUUACUAUUCUGCAGUAAGAUGAAGUCCUACCUGGAAAACCAGGCAGAAAUUGUGUUGCCUUUGCCUUCAGUAAUCCCCUUAAGGAGAAAAUAUAUGGACCUGAUUUCAGCCUUCAGAAUCUCCAAAAGAGGAGUCAUCAAUUCAUAGAGCACACUAGGGUGUUAGGAGAGAGCUUUGCAUACUCUGAGAGGCUACUUGGAAAGGCAUUUUCCCAGGAGAGCUCUGUCAGGUGGCUGCGCUUCAGCCCCACCCCUACACCACAGGGUCUCCUUGGGUAUGUUCUUGGGCAAGCAAUCACAAAGCCAGAGAAGCUGUAAGCUGCCUGCCGGGCCUGAGGAGCUCCAACCAGGGAAGACUGGAUGUGAGGAGAGGAGUCACUGUCACCAGGUCACAGACUGACUGAGGUGAUGGUAGGAUGAGGAGGAACAGAUGCCCUUCUUUAAUUGGUUCUCAGUUAACUUCUCAGAGGCUCUGGAGAACGGGACAGUGGCUUUCUAGCCUCUGAAUGUUCCAAAUAAAAUUUUUUGGUCUUGGCCCCUGUACUGUUUUACCUCUAAAUUCUGGCAUUUUUUUUUCCCUGCAAUUAAAGUGCUGUACUUUAUUUAUUGAACUUUAUCAUUGAAAGCUGUUUGGAAAACCUAAAAGAUGUUGUCACACUUCUGUUUUCUUUACCUGUGCCUUAUAAAAAUGGACCAAACCCUUUUCUAAAAUAAAAUAGUUCUAGGGUGGCUGGUUAUUGACCUAUGUAGGUCCCUAAAACCUAA